UUUUGUUGCAUGUUGUAAAAAAUAAAUAAAUAACAUAUAACAUUGAUUUAAACUUAAAAAUAAAAGAUUCCUGUAGAUAUAUCAAUAUGUUAAUUGUUUGUUAUUGCAAAUAUAUAGAAACGUUUAUAAUUCCAUUGACAUUCAUUUUCCAUUGCAUUCCAUUUUGUUGAAUAAAUUGAGUGCCGACGAAAUUUUUUUCCUUAACAAAACGAUUAAGCAUAUUUGCAUUUUAUUUAGGAAUUCAAAUGUAUUGAUACUUUAAUCAUUGGAUCUAUUUUAUUUCAAUUAUAUUAAGUACUUCAUAGUUUUUUAUUCUCUAUGACAUCACUUGUUGCAAGAGCACAAGCAGAGAUUUUCUCAGGAUGAAGAGAGGCGGAAAAGGAAUAAAGAUGAUGAAGAAAAUGGCGAUAUAGAUUUUAAAAGUAAUAAAAUAAUGCAUCUUGUAUCUGCUACUGAUUCUAAAGAGGAAUUUCUUGAUUCAUCAACAAACAUUUUGAAACUAAGGAAAAAAGAAACUGAUUUAACUGAAGUUGAUUUUGCUGUACCCUAUGAGAGUAAAGAAAUUCCUUCUGUUUUAACUUAUGUGGGUUCCUGCUCUAAAGACAGAAUUCUGAUAGUUCUCACACAUGGUGCAGGAGGUGAUUUAAACACUCCUCAACUUAAAGCUAUAAGAUUAUUUCUGGCCUCUCAGAAUUACGUUGUUGUAUGCUUCACUUGUAAAGGAUUAAAUAUAAAGUACAGAAUCAAAGUAUUUGGGAAAGUCCUGAGUUAUGUCAAUGAAAAAUACAGCCCCAAGAUGAUUUUUGUUGGAGGUCGUUCAAUGGGUGCACGAGCUGCUGCUAUGUUGGUUUCUGAUGAAGCAUGUGAUUCUCAGGUGUUCAACAAAUUAAAAGGAGUAGUGUGUUUAUCUUAUCCCCUUCAUAAAGUUGGCGAUGACAGUGAAUUGAGAAAAGAACCCCUAUUAAAUGCUAAAAAACCAAUAUUCUUCCUCAGUGGUUCUAAUGAUGAAAUGUGUAAGAAAGGCAAGCUAGAGAAUGUUCUGAAAAGUAUGAAAGCGCCAUACAAAUUGCAAUGGCUAGAGGGUUACGACCAUUCUGCUAAGUCCAACCAGAAUUUUAAAGAAGAUGAUUAUAUUAGCGCCUUCCAAGAAAUUGUAAAAUGGUGUCAACAAAUUCAAAAAACAAACUCAUAGAUGUGAAUUGUUUUAUAAGUGCUUAAUAAAAAUGCAUUUUAUAUUUUAAAAAAAUGUAGUUGGCAACAAAAAAAAAGAAAGUUAAGUCAUGGUGAGAAAGUCAUGGUGAGUCAUAAUGAAGUCAUGGUGAGAAAGAAUAAUGGAUUUUUACACAAUUUUAAACUGUGCAUUCAACCAUACUAAAAUAAAAAUAUAUUGUGUGGAUGAGGAGCUGAUUGUAAGCAAUAAUAAGAUUUCAACCUGGGAACGUAAUAAUGAAAACUUCCAUUUUUGUUUAAGAAACAAUGUAAUAUUCUAGAAAGCUUUAUUUUAUUUUAUAAGCAGCUUAGAAGAAAUGGCCUAUUUUUAGGUUUACGGUUAUCAAUGUUCAACUCAUUAAACCUCUCAUUUUGCACCCAGCCCAAGAAAUUCCUGGCUGUAGAGACGUAAUCGGAGUUGAGCAGAUUUUUGGAUAAAAGGAGUCACAGUUUUAGUCGCCAAAAACGCAUUGACUCUGGCUCCAGAGUUUGUUGGAGAGAAUGAAUUUGAAAUAAAGUAUAUAUUGUAAAAAAGAA
Messenger RNA from Parasteatoda tepidariorum (common house spider), 1746 nucleotides. RefSeq names its product testis-expressed protein 30. The record is from RefSeq and is a predicted model, not a curated record. Lineage: Eukaryota; Metazoa; Arthropoda; Arachnida; Araneae; Theridiidae.